ACACUUCAUUCACCACAUCUUUCUCGCAUCCAAUCGCAAUACCCUCUAUUCAUCAUGGCUAACGCUAAAGUCGAAUACAGGAACGUAACCUUCAAGCAGCUUAUCAACAAUGAUGCUGGCUCCGGUGCCUCUGCCGACCUGUCGACCUGGAGGCCCGAUCUCUCCAAUGGCUGGUACUACCUCGGUCCAGCUGCGACGAACAACGGCAACACUCCUGGCACCGGAAUCGUUGUCAGGGCGCUCGAACCAGGCGUCCUUGUCGACGUUGCCGACUGGAUCCAAGUGUGGAACGACGCUGGCUCCGGGAAACCGACUGACUACGCGCUCUGGCGCGGCGUAGGCCCCACGCCCGAUUACAUCGUAGUCGGUGGUUUCUUCACCCGCAGCCACAACAAGCCUACCGCGCAGGAGGCAAAGGGUAUUAAGGCCAUCCAUAGGCUCGCGUUGCACAACACAUCUCCUGGAAGCCAGGUUUGGACUGACAAGGGUUCGAAGGCUAAGGAGGAUGGAGCUAUUUGGGGCAUUUCGAGCUUUGGCGUGGUGCCCACUGGUGCAUUUGUGCCUGUCAAAGGGUAUAACAACCCACCCCAGGAGCUGUACGGCCUCCAGCCUCAGGUUGCGAAGAGCGGCUUGGAGGGAGAGUAUUAAAUGAGUUGAAGCUGUGUCGCAGUGCGACUCUGCCUUCCAAGAUAUGUCUGCUGUGUCAAGGAUUUGAAUAGUUAUGCUUGUAUCAUUGACUCCUGAAUGAAUCAAUCGUUGUUUGUGUGUUU
Molecule: messenger RNA, 770 nt
Organism: Laccaria bicolor S238N-H82
Lineage: Eukaryota; Fungi; Basidiomycota; Agaricomycetes; Agaricales; Hydnangiaceae
Exons: 3
Coding region: 55-648 (197 amino acids)
Source: RefSeq, a predicted model, not a curated record